GCAUGGGGGCGUGAAUCAUCCGCCGCCGGGAUGGAUAGGGCACCGAGAUGGGGGCAUCAACAGGAUGACGGCCGCCCUGCCCUCUUCGCAAGACUGUCCAGCCCUAUCCUCUCCGUGCCGCUGCAUUGCGCUGCGAGGAGCUGCUGCAGCACACCAAUAGUGAGGCUUGGACGUUCUGGUGGAGAAGGGGCACUGGCGCGGAUGGGUGGGCAUGGUGAAUGGAAAUCUCUACCGGUAGUAUGGCCGCCUCUUGAACCGGAGGAAAAGGCCGGGGAGGGUGGCAGACGGUUCCUCUUCCUCGUGCUUGCGACCAAGAAGGUGGAGGUGGAGGAGGUCGGGUCACAGGCGAUAUGGCAUGGCGGCGCCGCCUGGAACGCAAGUGGUGGUGGUGCCGGCGCCUGCGUCUGGAUCUCGGGCGCGGGGGCGGAGGAGGCUAGGGCGCGAGCGGCUGCAACGCUUGGAGUUGGAGCGCGGCGGCGGUGGAGGCAGAGGUGCAAGCAUCGUGAGGAAGCGGAGGAGGGGCCGUGGAGGCAGGGGCACGAGCCGGAGGACGAGAUGGGGUGCUCGCGCUCCUCUGGCAGUCCUCACGUGGGAUGGGGGAGUCGCGACGGGGCGGCGGCACCGCGGGAAUCGCCGGGAGGGAGGAGUUGCGGCGCGCGCUCGGGGGACGGAUGAUCCAUGGCGGGGAGGCCAAGGUGGACGGCAGUAACGCGGCGGGCAGCGGGAGUCGCGGAAUCACGAGGAAAGGGGGAUUUGC
Molecule: messenger RNA, 757 nt
Organism: Panicum virgatum (switchgrass)
Lineage: Eukaryota; Viridiplantae; Streptophyta; Magnoliopsida; Poales; Poaceae
Exons: 2
Coding region: 31-675 (214 amino acids)
Source: RefSeq, a predicted model, not a curated record